This is a messenger RNA of Diversispora eburnea, 1272 nucleotides long. The record is from the annotation of a GenBank genome assembly. Lineage: Eukaryota; Fungi; Glomeromycota; Glomeromycetes; Diversisporales; Diversisporaceae.
AUGUGGGAUGCAUACUUCGAAGAAACGUUACCUGGGAAUUACAGUUUUUUAGGCUUUUAUAAACACCGCCAAAAGCGAACCGAUUUCACACAUUCUUUUCAAAAAGAGGCUGACAUACUCCGUAAAAGUCUAGACGCUCUGGCGAGACAUGGUACAGAAGAAGUUAAAAAGAGAGCUGUUUCGCUUGGACACUUGUUUAAUAAUCAUCGAAAUACCUUUAAAGAGGUUGAAGCAUUUUGGGAUAAAUGCGAAUCAACUGAGAAAGUUAUCAGAAAACGCCCAUUAAGAUCAACUACAGAUAAUGAUAACACUGGUUCAGUUUCUUCAACCAGUACUAAAAAGAUCAAAACCACCAGAGGUCCCUCUAGAAGUGAUAAUUCUUCACAGGAGAAUAAUAGAGAAAUAAUCGCAAAUGCAUUGACAAUCGAAAACAAAAAAAGAAUGACAGCCAUAGAAAAAGCAACAUUAUGCUAUGGAGCAUCGCGAAUAAUUGAUUUAUCUACACAAAUGAAGGAAUGGUUUUCAAUCGAAGAUAGAAAAUUCAUCAUGAAUAAACACAAGUCUGUGUUAAAAGUUCCUGAAAUGUAUUUUGAUGAAAGUACCUUUGCCGAAUCAAUCGAAAAAAUGAUAAAUCAAAAAAGAAUAGAUGUUGCAUAUGAACGUUGUAUCCAACAGCAUUGUAAAUCCGAGAAAAACAGUUACAUGUAUAAGAUUAGUAAAAUAUAUUCUGAUUUUAUUUUUAAAUGCAUGAAUGACAAUAUGUUGGAUUCUUCAUACACGAAGGUUGAUGUAAUGAUAAAUGCCUGUUCAUAUAUUAUUCAAACGUUAAGGAAAGGUCUUAAAAUACAACAAAGAUGGAGUGACUCAUAUUGUCCCAGUGCAGACGAUGAAAAUGGUUGUGGAUGUAAUGUGCGCUUUUUAUCAACUUCAGGAAUAGAUAUCGGCAAGUGGAAUUUUUCGGAGAAUGCCACAGCAUCCACAGCAUCCAAAAUAAUAGGUGAUCGUUGUCUUUUUGGUCGAAUUAAUCAAUCAAUUUUAAACGGUUUGUUGAAUCUCGACUUGACUGAUGAUAAUGAUAAUGUGAUUGAGGGAAUCUUUGUGCCCUUCAUACAAUUUUCUGGUACAAGUGGUCAGGUGUUAGUUGAAGGUUUAGUUGAGGGUUACUAUGUUGUCUUUCCCGGACCAAAAUUUAAAUUGCCUACAGAACUUCAACAUAUCAAGGAAUUGAAACCUGCCAUAAACAUUAUGGAGUUUGUUAUGGUAAGUUUAUGA